GCUUCAUGGCUCUACAAGUAUGUGUGUUGUAAAGACCCAGCCAGCUGAGCUCCUGUAUAAAUAGCCCAGCCUGCCUGCCCUGCAGCUGGGAGUCUGGAAGUCUGCAGCCUCUCCUCUGGACCUGCACACCGGAGGUGCCCAGGCAGCUGAAGCCAUGAGGAUCCACAGCCUCAUCCUGCUCUCCUUCCUCCUCCUGGCUGCUCAGGUACUCUCAGAAAAAAUCAGAAAUGGAACCAAGAACUCACAGCGUAGCACACCUGACGGGGAUCCAUCUGUCCCUCAGGGCAAGGCUCAGAAUAAGCAGAGAGGCAGGACAUCCAAGUCCAUGACUAACGGCAAGUUUGUCACCAAAGACCAAGCCACCUGCAGAUGGGCUGUGACAGAGCAGGAGCUGGGCAUCAGUCUGAAGGUCGAGUGCAUGCAGGCAGAUCGUGAGUUUUCUUGUGUUUACACUGGUGAUCCAGCUGGCUGCCUUCAGCACAGCAAAGACAACCUCUACUGGAAACAAAUUGCCCGGACACUGCGCAAACAGAAGAACAUAUGUGCAAACUCCAAGAGUGUCCUGAAGACCAGAGUGUGCAAAAAGAAGUUCCCAGAGUCUAAUCUCAAGCUGGCAAACCUCCGUGGGCCUGGGAACAAGGAGCCCAGGAAGGAAGAAGCAGAAAUCUCUCCCAGGGAGCACAGCAAGGUCCAGGAACCUUCUUCCCUGGAGCCAAACAAGGUCAAAGAAGGCAUCUCCCCCAGUCCAGCCACGACCAAGACCGUGCCCAUCAAAAACUCGGAGUGUGUAGAGGACCCGGAUGUGGUCCACCAGAGGAAGACAGCCCUGGAGUUCUGUGGGGAGUCCUGGAGCUCCUUAUGCACGUUCUUCCUCAACAUGUUACAGGCCACAUCAUGCUAAUGAGCUCAAAGAGAACAGCCCCCUAAGACCCAUGGUGUCACAUGCCCCACGUAAGCUGUAAAGCUCUCUGCAUUCCCCACAAGCCCUGAACUUUUAAGCUAUUGGACUAUAGUUAAGUAUUUAAACAGAUUUUAUAAUUUUUUUGUUUUUGCAUUUUGAAAUUUGCAUUAUUUUCACAUACUUGGAUGUCCUUUUCAGAGACUCUUUACCUCAGCAUAUGCUUCCAUGGACCACAAAGCUAGGUGCAUAUAAACAGUGGGUAAGCCGGUGUGAUCAUUUCCAGGCAAAGCAUUUUUCUGCUGUGUUAAUCAGGAUAAUAAAGCUCUGGGCAUUCUCAGA
This is a messenger RNA of Nannospalax galili (Upper Galilee mountains blind mole rat), 1240 nucleotides long. RefSeq names its product fibroblast growth factor binding protein 1 (gene Fgfbp1). The record is from RefSeq and is a predicted model, not a curated record. Gene Ontology annotation, molecular function: growth factor binding. Bases 155 to 901 code for a protein of 248 amino acids. NCBI's taxonomy places the organism in Eukaryota, Metazoa, Chordata, Mammalia, Rodentia, Spalacidae. Gene Ontology annotation, biological process: cell-cell signaling. The transcript has 2 exons.